Penicillium brevicompactum is the source of this 678-nucleotide messenger RNA. RefSeq lists its product as uncharacterized. The record is from RefSeq and is a predicted model, not a curated record. Bases 1 to 678 code for a protein of 225 amino acids. The transcript has a single exon. Lineage: Eukaryota; Fungi; Ascomycota; Eurotiomycetes; Eurotiales; Aspergillaceae.
AUGUCGGGAAACAAGCGACCCUUCGAAGGACUUGAUCCUGUAAGUCCGCAAGACACCUUUGCCGAUAAAAAGGCAAAGACCGAGCCAAACCCACCUAGGUUUCACCCGAAUAACGCCUACCAAAUCGCCCUCGAAGGCGAUUUGAUUCUGUACACCCCUGGAGAGAGCCUCCGGGGUCCUGUGGCAUAUGCAGGAGACGCGAGCUUUCUAGUCUCGUCAACACACAUGAAAUUAGCCUCGCCAUAUUUCAAAGCUCGACUAUCUACUCGCUGGCUUAGCGAGCAAGCCCCAGCAGCCGGCAGCUGGAUGGAGGUCGGAGUUCAUAAUUGCAGCCCCGAUACUCUGAUGUUAAUACUCAGAGUUAUUCACGGGAAAACCCAAGAAAUCCCUAGAGAGAUCUCUCUGGGCGAAUUGGCCAAGUUCGCUAUAGCAGUUGACUACUUCCAGUGCGUGGAAGCAGUCGAACUUGCGGCCCACAUGUGGCUUCGGAUGCUCAAGCUCCAUGUACCGUCGUACUGGACCCCGGAUAUCCCAACAUGGAUAAUGGUCUCUUGGAUCUUUCGAGAGCAAGACGCCCUCGCCCAGGCCCUGAGAGUCGCCACAGAGAAAGGCCCAGGUCCAUUCCCUAUCGACGGGUUGCCGAUUCCUGAGGUCAUCAAAGGUGUGUUUAUACGAUGA